Gigantopelta aegis is the source of this 708-nucleotide messenger RNA. Its product is annotated as hematopoietic prostaglandin D synthase-like. The transcript is spliced from 4 exons. Gene Ontology annotation, biological process: glutathione metabolic process. The record is from RefSeq and is a predicted model, not a curated record. Bases 145 to 693 code for a protein of 182 amino acids. Gene Ontology annotation, molecular function: glutathione transferase activity. Lineage: Eukaryota; Metazoa; Mollusca; Gastropoda; Neomphalida; Peltospiridae.
UUUAGUGAGUCAGUCAUUUCAUUCAUAGACAUGCCGCAACAGGUUCACCUUUAUCACUCGUGGCUAGAGUAGGUCAGCUGUGCAGCUUUAUCAUUUUGAGUCACGGUUAGCGACUGACGUUUAAAUUUGCACUAAAACUCAACGAUGCCUACGUAUAAAUUGACGUAUUUUGAUUUCCACGGAAGAGGCGAGCUGGCUCGCCUGAUUUUCGCAAUUGCAGGCGUGCCGUAUGAAGAUGAGCGAAUUAAGCAGGAGCAGUGGCCGGAGCUUAAAUCAAAAAUGCCUAACGGCCAGAUGCCUGUUCUAGAAGUAGACGGCAAAAUGUACAGUCAAAGCUUGGCUAUCGCCCGUUAUCUAGCAAAUGAAUUUAAUUUAAUGGGAAAUACCAAUUUAGAAAAUCUACGAAUUGACGAAGUUUGUGGAACGAUUCAAGAUCUGAUUGGCUGCUAUGUUAAAUGUGUCAUCAGGAACAAAGAGAAAGAUGAAACUCUAUUCGCAGAGUUCAGAGAAAAGGAUAUUCCACAGUAUCUGAAGAUUUUCGAGAGCUUUCUUAACGAGAACGAAAAUGGUGUGUUUGUUGGAAACAAGGUUAGAUCAUUAUGCAUUUACACACUUGUGUGUUAUUCAUGUACUGUAUUGAAUUCAAUCAAUCUAAUUAGAAUUCAAUUUUCGUUUUAUUAUCCUCGUCCUUAAUUUAGGUUCAAGCAG